AUGAAACAGAAAAACUCUAAAUUGGCAGCCCUACUACUGGGCUACUCUGACGAUGAAUCAUCAGAACCCUCAUACAGUUCGCCGAGACCCUCUGUGGGAUACCACAAAAAGACACCCCCUCUUCGGGCCCCAAAGGGUCCUAGACCAGGGCCUUCCUCGUCCAAAAAGUCUCGAAAUCCAAAGGUAGCUCCUAAGAAACCGCUGGGGAAGAAUCCUCAGGCAAAGUUUCAUGCCCAGGAUCGAAGCAACGACUCAAACCAGCCAUCGAAAAAACAGAAGUUACAGCAUGAGCCAGGCCAGAAAGGGAGUGUGUCUCCCAGAAACUCUAUGGCCCACCCUAGCAGAAACAUAUCUCCGAGAAAUGCUACCGUCUAUCCUAGCAGGAGGCCAUCUCCAGGAAAUAUGGUCCACCCAAGCAGGAAUGGUCCUCAGAAACAGCAUGUCCAGACCCAGCAUUAUGUCCAGACUGAGCCAUACGCCCAGUCAAAGCACCAGAAUUAUCAUUCUCCAAAGUCUGGUCCAUCGCUGAAGGUGCAUCAUGAAAGAGAAGACCGUUUUAGGCCUCGACUGCAGUCCUACGAAGACAACAGAAAUACCUGGCAGAAGAAGCAAACUGGACCACCUCCGCCUAAGAAGAAGUACGAGGGACCUCCGUGCAAAAGGAGGAAUAGUGCCGAGUCGGAUAGCUCGACAAGUCUGAACGACCAACACAAGAGACCAAAAAUUACGGACAGAAGACCAGCUGCGAAGUCGAAAAAGCCAUUCGACAAAACAGCUCUUCCUAAAGGUCCCCGGAUCAUUGACCACAGACCAGCUUUCAAUAUGCCUUCCUCGGCUGUGUCAACAGACUCGGGUUCAGAAAGCUCAGAUGUUGCAAAUGACAAGAGCCAACUGAACAAACAGUCAAGCCCGAAGGUUGAAGAUGCUGCUCCACUGCCUCAGAAGACGCCAAACACGCCCCCCAUGAAGACACCCAAACCGGCACAGCCAGAUACUGGUGAUGUGCUUUCCAGCGCCGAAUACAAGAGAACUCCUCAAGUUACAGUUAGAUUAGGUUCCAGGAUAACCGAGGAGUUAUUAAACGUUGCAUCUGAGCAGGUCACGCCUAAAGCUCCAUCUCAUGACUCAGUCAUAGAGACCUUGAAGCAAUUGGCCAAGCUCCAUUCAAAACCUUCUGAUACUAUUAUGGAGGACACUCUGCAUAAGGCUCACGUCGAAAGACACUCGGAGCCCUUAGGUGAUUUCAUCAGUUUGGGCGAUAUCGAUGAAAGCUCGAGUUUCACUCCCAAAGUUCAUCCCUCGAAUGAUGCUAUGAGCAUCGAUACAGUGGAUAACAACUCAAGCGUUAUACACACCGUUCAUGCGGGGCCCAAAGAACCCGCACAUUCAGAACCCUUGGGUGAUUUCAUAAGCAUAAAUGAUGUCGAUGAAGGCUCGAGCUUCAAACCCGAGACUCACUUGUCUGGAUCUGAAGAGCCUACCCUGCAUCAAAAGCCCUCGGGUCCUUCUAGGAGUCUAACUAGUGACGGUAAAAGUUUAGAGGUAUUUACCAAAAAUCCUGGUGGAUAUAUCUCGGCUGCUUUGGAGCCUUUUAUACCCAAAAAGUCUGAACCUGGCCCCAAGGAGCCCACGGUCCAUCCUGAAAGAGCACUUCAAAUGCGAGGAAAUGGUAACUCAGAACAAUCGAAUCCGUCCAACCUGUUUCAGCCUAUACCCAUGGACACUUCUGCUUGGAAGGGAAAAACCAUUGGUUACUGUGACCAAAAGACAGGAUACUACUUGGAUUUGGAAUGCAAGAUCAACCCACUGGUGGUAGCAGAAUUCAAGGAGGCCAGGGAGGCAAAGAAGUUGAAACGUAUUCAAAACAGACAGAAGAGGAAGCUCGAGAAACAAGCAAUGAAACAAGCUACGCCGGUGCAAUGA
Molecule: messenger RNA, 1923 nt
Organism: Candidozyma duobushaemuli
Lineage: Eukaryota; Fungi; Ascomycota; Pichiomycetes; Serinales; Metschnikowiaceae
Exons: 4
Coding region: 1-1923 (640 amino acids)
Source: RefSeq, a predicted model, not a curated record